Gadus morhua (Atlantic cod) is the source of this 6838-nucleotide messenger RNA. RefSeq names its product ELAV like neuron-specific RNA binding protein 3 (gene elavl3). Gene Ontology annotation, cellular component: ribonucleoprotein complex. The record is from RefSeq and is a predicted model, not a curated record. The transcript has 8 exons. Bases 445 to 1635 code for a protein of 396 amino acids. Lineage: Eukaryota; Metazoa; Chordata; Actinopteri; Gadiformes; Gadidae. Gene Ontology annotation, molecular function: RNA binding.
ACAUUGCAGCAGAGGCACAGAAGGAGACUGUGAGAGGAGCAGGGAAAUACACACAAAAGCAGCCAAAGCAGAGCACCCUCCCCUGGACACACCCUGCCGAGGAACACUGCUUCUCUUUUUUUUUCCUUCUUCCCCCCCGAUCCGUCCACACCACUUGGAGUGAAGGCUCUUCCUGGUCUCCAGACUGAACGAGAAGCUCUACCUCCCUAUUUCUACCAUACAGAGGACAUCUACAAUCCCCCCAGGGCUGAGAUCCCUCUGGCGAAGAACUGUAUUUUUUUCAUUUUUUUCUUUUUGUUUUUCUUUUCCUUUGGACACGGCAACUCCAGCCAGAAACACUAAAAGCCAUAUCAUAUUAAGGCCAUAGAACACAAUACACACGCAACCUCCAGCCUCAAGACCAGUGCAAAGAAGGACCUAUAUCUCUUUUAUUGUACGUCAAGAAUGGUUACUCAGAUAAUCAGCACCAUGGAAACCCAGGUGUCCAACGGUCCGAGCGGAACUAGCCUACCCAAUGGUCCAGUCAUCAGCACCAACGGUGCUACAGAUGACAGCAAAACCAACCUGAUUGUCAACUAUCUGCCCCAGAACAUGACCCAGGAGGAGUUCAAGAGUCUGUUUGGCAGCAUCGGUGAAAUCGAGUCCUGCAAACUAGUCAGAGACAAGAUAACAGGUGCCGAUCACUUGAGCAUUUCAACAACUCAUGGACAGAGUUUGGGCUACGGAUUUGUCAACUACGUGGACCCCAACGAUGCGGACAAGGCCAUAAACACAUUAAAUGGUCUCAAACUGCAGACCAAAACAAUAAAGGUUUCAUAUGCCCGGCCGAGCUCGGCUUCCAUCCGUGACGCCAACCUCUAUGUCAGUGGCCUCCCAAAGACCAUGAGCCAGAAGGACAUGGAACAGCUCUUCUCCCAGUAUGGACGCAUCAUCACAUCCCGCAUUCUCGUGGACCAAGUCACAGCAGGCAUAUCGCGGGGAGUAGGUUUCAUCCGGUUCGACAAACGGAACGAGGCGGAGGAGGCCAUCAAGGGGCUGAACGGGCAGAAACCCCUGGGUGCGGCGGAGCCCAUCACCGUCAAGUUCGCCAACAACCCUAGUCAGAAGACGGGCCAGGCCCUGCUGACCCAGCUGUACCAGACGGCCGCACGCCGUUACACGGGUCCCCUCCACCACCAGACCCAGCGAUUCAGCAUCAUCCCUCCAUUUGGAAAGGGACCAGAUCCAAAUAACAGCACAAAACCAAUACUCGACAAUUUACUAAACGCCAGCUACGGAGUCAAGAGUUCUCCUUCUCUCCUUCCCAGAUUCUCCCCCAUCACCAUUGACAGCAUGACCAGCCUGGCGGGGGUCAACCUCACAGGGCCCACCGGCGCCGGCUGGUGCAUCUUCGUGUACAACCUGUCCCCAGAGGCGGACGAGAGCGUGCUGUGGCAGCUCUUUGGGCCCUUCGGUGCCGUCACUAACGUCAAGGUCAUCCGUGACUUUACCACCAACAAGUGUAAGGGCUUCGGCUUUGUCACUAUGACCAAUUACGACGAGGCAGCCAUGGCCAUCGCUAGCUUGAACGGCUACCGCCUGGGCGACCGCGUGCUGCAGGUGUCUUUCAAGACCAGCAAGCAGCACAAGGCCUGAGACAGAUGGGUUGCCACCACCACCAACAUCAUCUCCUCCAUUCUGCUUAGAGUACUUGAGCUAGCUCACUGCUACACGGGCCUCGACUGGGUCUGUCUCUCUCUCUCUCUCUAUCUCUCUCUCUCUCUGACACACAUUCAUAAAAGCCCUUCAAAUUCCGACAUGCUCUAGCAAAACACACACAUACACACGAGUCCAUACACACCAGGCAAUGAGACAUAUCUCAAAUCAAAGAUACAGAAGUCAGAGUUUCGAAACACACUCAAUAGUGGAGUUGUUCCUUUUUUUUUCUUUCUACACAAAAUGCUACACUUUCCCCAUAUUUGCCUGGAUUGAAUUAGUAGGCAUGAGUGGUCUUUAUAGGGGGUGGGUAUGAGAGGAAUAUAUAAAGGAGACAGUCUAAAGAAUGUGACAGAGAAUGUGUGCGGAGUGCUUUGAUUGAAUUCAGGCAAAUAAUGAUAUAACUGCUGAACAAAACGAUCAAAAUUCUAAAUGAACGAUUAUGUGCAAUUUACCCAAACUCUUACCCCCACCAUCUCUCCUGUCAUCUUGCUGGAGAGGAUGUUGUCACUUUUUUACACUUGGGCAUUUUGAAUCAGCGAUUCUUUUUAGAUCAAAGUAAAAUAAAUUUAAAAAACAGUGUUCUCUUAUAUACGUAUAUUAAAAUAUAACUAUAUAUUCAAUAUUUAAGGUGGUUAUAAUAGCCGAGUAUGUAAGCAUUUUCUAGAAUCUUUGACUGCUGUUUCCAGAGUCUGCAUUAGGUGGUGCCUAGUGUAUAGACAGUUUCUCUACCAUAUGAGAGCUUUUGCUCAGACCCAAUAUUGAGGUUAACAAAUGGAUACUGGUCACUGAAAUGAUUAGCCUGAUUAGCCAUAAGAAUGCUCUUCCCUUCAAAAAUCUCCCAACUACAACAGUUCACUAAUCACACAAUUUAUCACACAUCUAAACAGAUUGACAAGGAUUUGCAAAUAUUUGCCCAUCAAAGUGAUGUUAUCUAUUCACAUAUUGAAUUCAAACACAAGCAGACUCUGCAUUGUGCCAGAUGAUAAUGAUCAUUUGUUUUUAUAAUUACAAUAAGAAAGGCAGGGAAAACCUCUUCCACCACAAGACAAUUUAAAGACAAAUACCGGUUUUCCACUUUUUGAAUACUUUUUUGACAUUUGUAAAGACAUUACGACCUGAAAAUAACAUUAAUAUACGUCAACAGAAUGUGUAAAGAUUUCCCAGAUUAAACAGGCAUCUGAUUAUUUGUAUAAAAACAAAAAUGAAAUUUGCCAAAAGAUCUAUACAAAACUGAAGAACACCAGUAUUUGUCUUUAAACUGAUGCUCAAAAACAAUCUUUUCUCAUAGACGAGGCAAUAGUUUUAUAUAUCUAUACGUGGAAUAAGAAAACCUCUCUUAAAACUAAAAUGCAUACAGCAAAAUGAAAAUCCCUGCUGUUCUUACACCCUGGAUCUGAACAAUGACCACCUGACAAUAAUCGUAUUAGCACUAGGGAGCCCUAGAGAAAACAGCUUGUUGCCAGCUCCUCGGGCUUCUCCAAACUGUUUUGGUUUUAACCCUUCAAAAGCUUCUCAGAUUAAAAUUCUUGCUCUGUAAAAAUUGGAAUGGACAAAGACAAAUCAGGCCCAGAAUUUAAAGGACUGUCUUAAAAUAUGCUUGUGUUCAUGCACUACCACCAAUAUAGUAUAUCUUAGCGUAUCUGCCCCACCCCCUCCCCCCUAAACCCAACAGCAUGGAAAUGAUCUGUGGUGGUAUCACUGAUGGAACAUUAUGCCAACUACAACCUGUCAUGCUGAACUAUGUGUUAAGAAACCUAAUUUAGGAUCUACCAUGGGAAGAGGUAUUGUCUUCAAAUACCAAGUUGUCUGCACAUGAGAAUAGAAAUAAGGUCAACUAUAUUCAAGACAUUUUUGCUUUUCUAAAUGACGCUGUGUUAGCCAAAGAGGAUGACGAUCUCUUUGAAAGGAUUACAUUAGAGAUAAAUCUAUUUUUAUACAUACAAAAGAACAAGACCUUGUGCUGAAUUUUUACAGAUUCUUAAGCUUGGAAAAAUUGGGGCGAUCGCAUGGCUUUUAUUUAAACCCUCGGAUCUUUGCAGAACGAUGGGGUAAAAGGCAUGCGGUGUACGGGUGGGCGUUAGGGAAGGGGCAAAGGAAAGUUGUAACUCAAACUUAACUGUUCAACCAUAUCAAAACAAUUGAGACUUAGCAACAAAAAACAAAGUUGAUGCAUACAAGUUAAACAGUUAGGGUUAAAACCUGAUAGAUGUCUCUACAUCUUUACUUUACAGUGUGCAUUCACACUCAAUUCUCUCAUCUCUAGGUUGUGUACAGUGUUGCUACAAUGAUGGUGCAGUGAGCUAAAAGUGCUUUGACUUGAGAAUCCCAGACUAAGCUGCAGUGAGACAGUUUCAUUGCUCAGAUGGAAAAAACAUAAUGGCAGAUUGCAAAAAGAAAGGUUAAAAGAGGCAGAUUCAUAAUAAACAUUGAUUCACAUUCAUCGCAAUUGGGUACACUUAAUUUCCGCCAAUGAAUUAUAUGGCAAGCCGGUACCAAGGCCAAAAUUAUAUUAUCCUGACUGCAAUUGUCCCACUAAACGUAACUCUUUAUUGAAUAUGGACCCUCUUUAACUUAUGUUAAUAUUUUUGAGCAUCACAGUUGUGCAUAUACCAAAACUAAUGUCAAUCAAAUAAAAUAUAAAGUAGCAACAAACCCCAUUUGCACGUUUCAUAUAGGCUUCGAGAUAAAUAAAAAGUCAUAUAAAAUAUAAUGUGUGAAAUCAGAUCACCUCCCGACAAAACAAACAGUAAAUAUCAAGUGUACGACCCCCUCCCCAACCCCCCAAUAUUGAUAGUGUGUGGUUUUAAUUUUUUUUUAUUGAUUCUUCAAACUGGAAAUAUUACAACAUGAUGGAAAUGUACCAUGGACUUUUUUCAAAAUUAUUAUUAUUAAUCAUACCAUUUCAUUCCCAAUUAUAUCCAAAUGAUUAUUGGUGGUGUGAGCAGUGCUAAUCACAUGAAAGGACUAAUAGUAGCUAUUUUAAGUUCAGGCCAUGCAAGAGAAUAGGUAGCACAGGGGAGGUGAGCAUUUGGCCUGGCCUUGAAAUGGAAACAAUAGGCAAUGUUAACUAGAGCUGUUGACCUAGCCAUGUCCAGUCUACUAUGUCUAACAAGAAACAAAUCAGUGCAAGAUGGAGCCGUCACACACAGUCCAAACAGACCCUCAUCACUAACAUAAUAUAAAACAGUAGAAAGCCAGGAUAAUGGCAGGAGACCACCCAACGACACCGCUUGAACAGCAACAAUAAUCAUUUAAACAAAAAAGACAAAAAAAACAACCUUUCCUAUGGAACAGUAAGUGCAAUGUGCUUUGUUUUUAUAUUGACUGAGAACAAAUGAUAUAUAUUUUUUAAAAAACAAAUUAAACGUCACACUGAAGUGGUUUGCAGAAGAGCAAAAACGAUCAAAUAUACAAGAAGAAGAAAAAAGCCAGAUUAUUAAGGGCAUCUAACAAGCAAUGAAAGCUUUGAUCUAAUCGAUUCAUUUUUAAAUGUCCAUAAUCCCCUUCCUAUGCCCCGAUUUGUUGCUCAGGCCAGGCAAGCUAAUAUAAACUGCAUAUUUGGCUGACCUUACGAAGCAAUUACAAAAGACCUUGAAAGGAAUACUGUCUUAUAUAUCAUUCGUUUUAGCCCGUGUCAGUUUCAAAUAUCAUUUUUUUUUCCUGUGAUUUAUCGAUUUACUUUACAUAUCAAGACUCACUUGUUAAAUUAGCAUUUUUGUGUUGUUGAUGUUACCAUAGAGGAGACACAUUGGUCAAAGAUUUUGUUUGGUUGCUUUGGUUGGGUACAAUUUGUUAUUUUUUAUACCAUUAUUUAAUUAGUUGCAGUUCUUAAAGUGUAUGCAGAUUUUAGACUUAGUUAGAUUUUUUUUUAUUUCAAUCAAACUGUGUUUAAUUGUGUUUGUAAAAGUCUGUGGUAGCUUUUGUUGCAACAUAAAAUAAUUUAAACAGAAAAAAUUCAAGAUAGCGCCAACAAACUUGUAUUAUUUGGGCGACUUUAAGCUUGUAGUUUUAACUUAUUGUUAACUUAAAAACUAUUUAUUAUGAUUAUUAUUAUUGCCUCGUAUAAAGUAUGUUUUGUGUAUAUUUAUUGUUUAUUUCAUUAUAUUUGCAAGUUUAAAAGAUUUUAAGUUUGCCAAAAUUGUGGUUACACCAUUUCGUUUCUUAAAAAGGGGGACAACUAGAUAAAAAAAAACGCUUUAGAAGUACGAUUUGGACAUGUUCUCCAUAGUCAAAGAAUGCACUGCUAUAUUAAACUAAUUGAAGUGUAUAAACAUACAUGCUGUGUGCUAGAUGUUAAGCCUUUACUGCCUGUGUUCUGUUUGUCUUGUUCAAUGAAAAUCUUUUGAUUAUUUAAUCUAAUCACAGUCUUGUUUUUUCCAAUCACUCAAAUAACCUGAUUGUUAUCUUAAGGGCCAUAAGGAGGGACUCAAAGGGCAUGGCUGGAGCCUAUUGCAGGACUCCAGUUAGAAGCCAGAAACAUAUGUAAUGUCCAUCGCUCAAUGACCUCUCAAGAAGCCUUCCUGUCUCUGCUGUUUGGUUUAUAUUUAUACAGUGAAAGUAGGGCUGCCUCUCCCCAAAGACUACAGCAUAGAUCCGAGAUCCUCUUUGCGAUCGAUGGAAUAAAUGGAAACAAGAGAUAGUGUUUCAUAUGAGGCUAAAUGCAUUGGGAAUACAAGCUGGGAGCUGAGCUCACAGCUCCAAUUUCAGACCAUGAGGCAGCAGCAGGAAAGUUUUUUGGGAGUGCCGGCGUUAGGGUGGGUAUGUGAGGGGGGGGUUGAGUGGUCCUUUGUUUCUCAACCAACUGUAUUUUGUGUCUAUUUAUUUAGAAGAGGGGACACAGUAACAUAGUGAUGUUUUCUUACAUUUUCCUGCAAUGGUAGAACAAAUCGAAAAGGUUCAAAAAUGAUCAAAACCGAUCUGCUGACACCAACGUCAGUGGAAGAACAAAAAAUCUCAUACUUCCAAACAUGACCAAAACAAACGAUGACAAAAUUUACGAAAGAAAAAAAAUAAACCUGUCAGUUUAGUCUAGGAUAUUUAUUACUGGGAUUUCAGCUGAAGACGCUUGAAGACUUUUUCAUGGAAUUGUUUAAUUAUUUGUACUUUACAUGCCAGAAAAAAAUAAAAGUUACAAAUCUGA